This is a messenger RNA of Pseudomyrmex gracilis, 2667 nucleotides long. RefSeq names its product probable cytochrome P450 6a14. Gene Ontology annotation, molecular function: heme binding; monooxygenase activity; oxidoreductase activity, acting on paired donors, with incorporation or reduction of molecular oxygen. Bases 207 to 1730 code for a protein of 507 amino acids. NCBI's taxonomy places the organism in Eukaryota, Metazoa, Arthropoda, Insecta, Hymenoptera, Formicidae. The record is from RefSeq and is a predicted model, not a curated record. The transcript has 6 exons.
CAACACUGCCGACUACGUAACGAUUCAGUUUUAAGCGUCCAGUCUUCAGGAUUUGUCUAAACGAUAUAUCACUUUGCUUUGACCGCGUGACGAAACAUUUACUUUUGUGACACUUAUUGUUUCUGCAAAAAUAACGUCAAGCACAAAAAGAUAAUUUUUGUAUACAUUUACUCCGUCUAAAACAUUUUUACGGAAAAAAAAGCAAAAUGUUACUUAUAGGAUUAAUAACUGCUAUUGUGGUUGCUCUGUGUUCUGUAUAUAUUUAUUACAAGUUUGUGGUGUUUACUUUUUGGCGCAAAAAAGGUGUAUUUUACAUCGAUCCCGUUGUACCAGCUGGUAAUGUGACAUCUUUAAUAAUUGGAAAAAUAUCAGUAGGCGAACUAUUUCGCGACAUUUACUUGAAAUAUAAAGACCAUCGCGCUAUCGGAACGUACACAUUUUUCAAGCCGAACCUUGUGAUUGCCGAUCUCGAUCUUGUUCGAAUAGUGCUGACAAAAGAAUUUGCUAGUUUUCAUGAUCGAGGCUUUUACAGCAACGAAAAAGUUGACCCAUUAUCCGGUCAUUUAUUUUUAUUGCCUGGGAAAAAAUGGAGAAAUUUGCGCGUCAAGUUGACACCUACAUUUACUUCGGGAAAACUCAAACAGAUGUUUGAAAUUCUGAAAGAAUGCGGCGAAGAAUUCGGGAAAUCUUUAGAAAAAAUUGCCAAGACCGGAGAGAGCAUCGAGAUAAAAGAAAUAUUUGCAAGAUAUACAACAGACAUAAUUAUGUCAGCGGCUUUCGGAAUUAAAUCCAACUGCAUGGAAAAAGUAGACAAUGAAUUUCGAUAUUAUGGAAGGAAAGUUCUCGAUCAAAGUGCUCUAAAAAAUGCCAUUUUUGCGUUUGCACCUCAAAUUGCCGACUUUUUCUCUUUACCUUUUUUUGAUCGAAACACUACAAAUUUUUUUAUAAAUAUGUUUCGGGAUAAUGUGCAAUACAGACAAACUCACAAUGUUGUCAGACAUGAUUUUAUGAAUCUACUUAUACAACUUAUGGAGAAAGGCUACGUCGCGCCUGACGAAGAGGGAGAUACCGCCAAUGCGCCUUCGGCUACGAAUAAAAUUUCUAUGUUAGAAGCGACUGCGCAAGCUUUCGUUUUCUUUGUUGCUGGCUUCGAAACUUCUUCAACUACGGCGACAUACUGUUUGUACGAAUUAGCGCUAAAUCAGGAUAUGCAAAAUAAACUUCGUCAAGAAAUUGAUGAAGUCUUGAAAAAACACGGCGAAGUGACUUACAACGCUGUAAACGACAUGACGUAUCUUCAUAAAGUAGUAUCUGAAACUCUUAGGAAAUAUCCACCUGUGCCAAUGCUGAAUCGCAUCUGCACCAAAGCCUUAGACCUUCCAACAACGAAUAUUCACAUACCAGAAGGAACUUUAAUUACUAUACCGGUGCUUGGCAUACAGCGAGAUCCGGCGAUAUAUCCGGAUCCGGACAAGUUUGAUCCCGAACGAUUCAGCGCGGAUGAGAUAGCGGCUAGACAUCCGUACGCUUACUUGCCAUUUGGAGAAGGACCACGAGUUUGUAUCGGUACACGGUUUGGCUAUAUGCAGACAAAAGUUGGAAUCUUAAAUAUCUUAUCAAAGUUCAAGGUUAAACUUCACUCACGGACGCCGGUGCCACUUAUCAUCGAUGAAGCGCCCAUUAUACUUACGCCCAAAGGCGGUGUACAUCUCAUCAUUGAGCCGCGAUAAUAUUGUUAUAAGCUCUUUAAAACCGCGUUUAAAGACGUCUAGUACCAACUUUGAAAUGUUAAGAAUUAAAUACGAAUUUUACAUAUUGGUCUCAUAUAUAUUCGAUUCACUGUAGCAAAGAUAAUAAGCAUAUCAGUUUGCAAAGAGUUUACUUAUAACUUUAAUGUGUGACUGCGUUAAUUCAAGUAACUAGAUCAAAUAAAUAAAAUGAUAGGAACUAGUUUAAACUUUGAAGAAAAUGAAAUUAGAUAUAGAAGAAAUAUUUUCUUAAAUACUUUGACCAAAUGCUAGAUAGUUCGAAAGAUAAUAAAUAUAAUUUGUAUUGUUAUCUAAAUGACGCGUGAUUUUUUCUGUGAAAACGCGUAACAAUAUGGCACUGUUAGUAUUUAAACGUAAAUAAACAAUACAAAAAUACAAAACUACAAAACAAUAAAUAAAAACUACAUAAAAAAUAAAAACUUACAUUUCUGCAUUUUAAUUAUGAAUACCGAUAAGAUUCUGCGUAAUUUUUAUAACUCAAACUACACAAGAAAAGCGUAUAUUAGUCAAUAAUCGAAUGUCAGCUACUUUUUGCUACGAAUGUACAUACAAACAUCCUCAAUCGCGUAGAUCACUUCUAUUUCUUUUAUUGUCAAUGUCGCAUUGUGCAUACGACUACAAUGUUACGCAAACCUAAAUAUAGAUACAACAAUCUAAAUAGUUUUAAAGUAGAAUGAUUUUAAUUUGUAGUGCUAAACUCAAAUUGGUUUGUUAUUGUAUGCAAUGUACGAGAUUUAUGUUGCUACUUGUCUAUUUACAUUUUGCGAAGUAAGAAACUGAUUUUUAUACAAAAAUGUAUAAUAAGAUUUUUCUUGUCUAAACAUCAUCUGUUAAUCGAAUUACCUUGAUUACUUGUCAUUUUGUCAACGUGCUAUAAUAAAGUUAUUGUUGCCGAUUA